Pelobates cultripes (western spadefoot toad) is the source of this 483-nucleotide messenger RNA. NCBI's taxonomy places the organism in Eukaryota, Metazoa, Chordata, Amphibia, Anura, Pelobatidae. The record is from the annotation of a GenBank genome assembly.
AUGUUGGGGGCGGGGCCGGACCGCCAUGCUGACCGGUCGCAUGCAGGAGAGGCUCCGGAUAAAUCUGGCCUCUUAGGCGAAUCCUUUAGAUCUGACACCUGCAAAGAGCCCAAGAAAAUCGUACACGGUGGUGGAGAAGGUGGCAGACCCCGAGAUUGGGAGCUUUGGGACCCUGGGGGGCUGCAUGAAGCUUUGGGGACUGUGGCCUACUCGAGAGGGGAGCGGGGUGGACGGCCGCUGCCCUGUCUCCCUUUGCGGCUGCCACACGUAGACACCCUGAUACGCCUGCCGGUCCCGUUAUUCUGCAGAGAGCUCAGGAGGAAUGGAGAAGGAGAGGCACAGUACUCCUCAGAUCUGUGGCAGCGUGGAGCCCAACACCAACAGUCCCUGCCUCGUGAAGCCCCAGAGGAGAGAAGCCGUGCAGCUCACCAACCUGCACAACCCACAAAGCAGCCCAGCGAUGAGCAGACUGUUAACCCUUAA